Molecule: messenger RNA, 1092 nt
Organism: Cantharellus anzutake
Lineage: Eukaryota; Fungi; Basidiomycota; Agaricomycetes; Cantharellales; Hydnaceae
Exons: 1
Coding region: 1-1092 (363 amino acids)
Source: RefSeq, a predicted model, not a curated record
AUGGACGGGUUUGCUCUUGCACGACAUAUCUGCUCUUGCACAGAUGAGCUUGUCUUGUACAGUGGUAUCCCAAGCACUCUUAUUGGACCCUAUUUCCCAAAUGAAACCCUGUCAGUCACCGACUUUCUCAAAUUUAAGCUUCCAUCACUCCAGGGAAAUUUACAGAUAAUAUCUGCAUGUCUCAGUCAUUGCCCACCAUCCACCCGAGAAUUGACAGAGAGUGACCUCCGUAGCAUGCUCUGCCCUCCCCGCCCAGUAAUCAAAAGUCUAAUUUACAACUAUGAUCCCAAUGAUCCCAACCCUCCUUGCUCCGUUAAAAUUGGCACACAUUAUGUCCCUAUCAACAUUCUACGAAUCUGGGAAGUCCUAUUUCAGAUACAAAGUAUCCGAAAAAUGUGGAAAGAAUCAGAGGCGCAUGUUGAGGCAUUGGCGGGUUGUCAGCCUACUCACCAUGUUGCUGUCAUCACCACCCAAAAGCGGCUCUUAUCAUGCAGCUGGAAUGCUAGAGUCCUUGGAUUUUCAAAAUCAACAUCGAGUUCCAUUGGGGGACUGCUCCGUCACCUCACCUUCUCAUGCCUUGUGACCACCGAUAUCUCGUACCAUAUCCAACUUCUGGAAAGGGCCUUGGAUGCCAAUGAUGUAAAGGCUAGACUUUUCAGCCCUCUUGACAUCCAGUACCUGACAGGGUGUGCCAUGCAACCAGAUGGGAAUGGGUUGAAAAGAUAUCGCCAUGACCGUACCUGCAAAACUCUCCACCAAUUUGGCUCUGAGCUUUCGUCUGGAUCCAUUUCUCAAUUUGGUGGAAUUACUCACAUUAACAACCACUGGAUCGCAUUUGUCAUCUCCUCUAGGGAAUUGACCAUCUUCAUCGCUGAUUCCUUACACUGGCCAAUGGGGAACAAUGGGCCACCUGCCGGAGUCAAGGAGGCAGCCGCUACUCUUCAGUGGUGGCUCAACAUGUCGUAUUUGAGUUCAAAUCAAUCAGUCUCUCCAUUCCGGAUUGUGAGGCUGCCAAUUGCUUACCAGAAGGACUUCUCCUUAAAGUUGCACCACUCAGUGCGGCGGCUCGGUUGGGAUGGCAGUAGACUCUGA